Marchantia polymorpha subsp. ruderalis is the source of this 1455-nucleotide messenger RNA. The record is from the annotation of a GenBank genome assembly. Lineage: Eukaryota; Viridiplantae; Streptophyta; Marchantiopsida; Marchantiales; Marchantiaceae.
CACGUUUGCCCAUGCCCGGCUCCUUGUGACAGACUCAUCACACCUGCCGCCAUAACUAGUAUUCUUCGCCUGAUGAUACAAAUCCAGGUCAAGGCGACGAACAUGGUCAAUUGCUAUCGUAGAUCGGCGACUGGUCCUCGGCACACAUUCGCAGAAACGAGUGUCCAUCUGAUCAGAAGGGCACAAGAGAGUAGCGAGCCAAAGCAUCAAUAGUUAUCAGUUUCUUCGGUUUUUGUGGCAACUUUCUGAGAAUCAAUGGCGGCUGCCGAGAAUAAGAGCUAGUCUUUCAUUGUGAGAGAAGGCUGUUACGGGAGAAGGCAGGUUCAGAUUCAAGAAAAGUGAUAACCUUACAGAAGGUUUUGCAACAAUGUCGAGACACGGUUGCAGUUCGCCGGAUGCCUCCCCUUGUACGACAUCUAGCGGGUAUGAAUCCACAUUCUCUCUUUCUGAAAGCAACACUGGAUCGUGGGAUUCAAGCUCCGACUCCGCCAAUUCUCCGGCAAGGUCGAGUGCUGAUUCGACUGCAAGCUGGUUGGGACCUUUGAAGUCAACAUCGUCAAUUUUCCACUUAAAGAGAGCACCAUGGAUUCCUCAGAAACGGUCAGCCUGCAAGCAUACCAAGUCUACUACUGGUGACAGAAAGCCAGUCAUUUUGGAAAAGGCGCCUUUCGGGAAAUCUUCGAAAUAUCUAACAGUGUACGUCGGACCACGCAUUGAGCAGAGUGUGAAAUAUGUUAUAAGCCGAAGUCUGCUGGUGCACCCGCUUUUCCAAGUCCUGCUGAAGUGCUCCGAAGACGAGUUCGGUGAAGAUUAUGCUGUGAAGAAAGGCGUGGCUAUCGUUUGCGAUCCGGCUUUAUUCUUACAGGUUGUAAGGGCUGUGGACGACAGCUUGUGGUCUGCUCAAACCUCCAAAGCUCAAGAGCUGGACGUAAGCAUUGAUGCCAGCACUUGAGUCCCUGCGACAACAAGAGCUCAAAGCACGAAGCGAUCAUCUUGCCUGUGCCCAAUUUUGUUCAUAUUGUAGAGAUUCUCAUCCCGUCACGCGUAGAAGGAUAGGAUAGUUCACACACCCAAAGAUUUAGAGUCUGGGUAAUUCAUGUUCAAUAGGAUCAUUCUCUGUAUAGUUCGAGGUCAGGAUACCAGUCUGCUCUAGACAUUGAGGAGGCUGCUGGAGGGAUGUACAUAUCGAACUUUUGAUAGCCAGUUCGAUAUGUACAUCCUGCACCAGCCGCAGCUCCAAUUCUUAUCGUUCCAAUGUAGAUGUAAAUGUACCGGAACACGAGGAAAUAUUGCUAUCUGUCGUGUAAAUAAUUCUUUUUUUCAGACCGUCAGAUGCAGUCGUAUGAUUUGACAGCUUCUGUCAACUGGUAUUCUUACAGAGCAUAACCUCGUAGAUGACUCUGAGCUAAUCAUGACGAGCGUCAAAUCUCUUUGUGCCGCAAGCUGAAUGAGAAG